This is a messenger RNA of Drosophila takahashii, 606 nucleotides long. RefSeq names its product UPAR/Ly6 domain-containing protein CG9338. The record is from RefSeq and is a predicted model, not a curated record. NCBI's taxonomy places the organism in Eukaryota, Metazoa, Arthropoda, Insecta, Diptera, Drosophilidae. Gene Ontology annotation, biological process: regulation of synaptic transmission, cholinergic; sleep; positive regulation of voltage-gated potassium channel activity.
AUGGUGUCGAGUGUAAAACUGAUCUUGGCUUUCACAGUCUUGGCCACUUUGGCUUGCAGGGGGUAUGCCAUUAAGUGUUAUCAGUGCGAUUCCUUGACUAAUUCCAAAUGUGGAAAGGAUUUAAAGUCGAAUGAUGAUCUGAUUUUGGAUUGUACCAGGAUCGCUCCUCCUCGAUUUCUUCAAAACUUUUUCCCAGUUCACAAUGCCACCGGUUGCAUGAAGCAGACUAUCGAUGUUCCUGGUAACCCCCAGAUAGUAAGGAGCUGCUACUUUGGCGACAUUAACGACAAGAAGACCGGAUGUCAGACUGAUACCUCCCUGACGACUAACAAGCUUCUGAGCUGCGAGGUUUGCACCAAGGACGAGUGCAACGGAUCCUCCUCACUGGCCCCCAUUGCCGGAGUCAUUCUACUCUUCUUCGGCGUGGCUUGUCUGUUGGCCUAAAUUUGUAGUUUUUAUUACUAACACCGCUGGAGCAUCCCAACCAUAUCGAACAUGCUUAUAAAAACACCUCAAAGGCUUUAGUCACUUUUAAAUCUCUCUUAAUUGUUAUUCACCUUUUAAGCAAUUUUUGUCCACAAUAAAAUUCACGUUAUUUAUUUGAAA